AUGCUGCAGCAGAGUGCAAAUCUUAGUGCGCGAAGAAGUGAUGAUUUGUUAUUGGCUUUAUGGACCAAAUUACCCAAAUUUUUGGCUACCAGCGUGGCUACGUUCUUGAUCUGUUCGAUGGGUCUUUCUUCAAACGGUGAAUGGAUAAAUAUCAUAGUGCACGCGGCUCGGCAAUUCGGUUACGUAAGUCGCGUGGGGGAUGACGGCGUCGCCGACGUCGUGGAAUCCUUGGAAUCCCGGCUCGGGUUGCGCAAUUUGGGGACCUUCCUGAUUUGGAACAUCGCCGUCUCCUAUCUCAUAUAUUUCGGUUUGGGCGGCUUUUUGCAUUGGUAUUUCUAUGUGGAGCAGAGGGCGAAGGCCGAGGAAUGGAAAUGCCAGCCGAAGAGGUGGUUGUCCCCUGAAUUGGAACGGGACGAAAUCGUCCUGGGUACUUGCACGUUGUUCGUCCACAGCUCAAUUUCGGCCGUACUUAGUUGCUAUAUCAGCAACGGCGGUUACACGACUAUUUACUACGGCCUCACGGAUUAUCCCCUCUGGUGGACACUUCUGCAGAUCCCGAUCCUCUACGUUUACCAAGAUUACACAACGUAUUUACUGCAUAGACUGUAUCACACGCCAUUCAUGUAUAAGAACUUCCACAAGCUGCACCACAAGUACAAACAGCCAACCGCUUUCUCAGUCAAUGCCAUGCACCCAUUGGAAGCAGCUCACAUCCAAAUGCACUACAUCGUACCGCUCUUUGUUGUUCCGCUGCACUGGGCGAUUUAUUACGGCUUACAGUUGUAUAUUUACUAUCACGGCAUAAUCGAUCAUUCCGGUGUCGAUUUCAAAGCACACUGGUGGCAGCCCUGGCAGCCGGAUGCGAUUUUCCACGACAAUCACCAUCAAUAUUACCACGUUAACUUCGGCUUCAAUUGCUUUAUCUGGGAUAAGCUUCACGGCACUCAUAGGCGCGAGGACAGGAUCUACAAUGAGGGGAUAUUUUACGGAGGUGGAAAACCCCUUUCCGCGGCAACCCCGGAAGAGCGGAUAAAAGAUUACGAGGAGCGUCUUAACGAGAGAGCCACGUAGACGUAAACUUGUAAAUAAUAAAAACUCUAUAGAUUUCCAAACGUAAUUUAUGG
Nicrophorus vespilloides is the source of this 1124-nucleotide messenger RNA. Its product is annotated as lathosterol oxidase-like. Gene Ontology annotation, biological process: sterol biosynthetic process. Bases 1 to 1071 code for a protein of 356 amino acids. The record is from RefSeq and is a predicted model, not a curated record. The transcript is spliced from 6 exons. NCBI's taxonomy places the organism in Eukaryota, Metazoa, Arthropoda, Insecta, Coleoptera, Silphidae. Gene Ontology annotation, molecular function: iron ion binding; C-4 methylsterol oxidase activity.